This is a messenger RNA of Guyanagaster necrorhizus, 1035 nucleotides long. RefSeq lists its product as uncharacterized. The transcript has 6 exons. Lineage: Eukaryota; Fungi; Basidiomycota; Agaricomycetes; Agaricales; Physalacriaceae. The coding region runs from base 1 to 1035 and encodes 344 amino acids. The record is from RefSeq and is a predicted model, not a curated record.
AUGUCCCUCACCGACGAUGACAUUCAUGUCAUCUUUGAAAGUUUAGACGUGUAUCUUAACACUAGGAUACUACAGGCGCUCACACAUGGACUCUACACUGGUAUCCUGAUUGUCACGUUCUGGAGUAUCUUUAGAUCUACAAAAAACUCCACCGUUGGAAGAUGCAUCAUGGUCCUCGCCAUCUCUUCCCUCUACGUUCUCGCCUCCGUUGCGCUAGGCGAGGUUUGGGCAUUCACGCACCACGCAUUCAUUGAUGAAGGUCAAAACUGCUAUGCCGUAUACUCGGAAUUGUAUGGAUUUAGUCCAAUGUCGACCCAAGCAACGUUAGCAGCUGGUAUCACCUCUUGUAUCAGUACAGUUAUUGCUGACUCCUCGCUGAUCUGGCGGUGUUGGAUCCUCUGGGGGCGUCGAUGGCUCGUCGUUGUCAUCCCCAUCCUUUGUACUGUUCUAGGCACAGUGUUCAAAGCCAUCGAGUCAUAUCACACUUGCUUCGAAAGCACCGCCGAUAAUAACGACGAUUCUUUCGAUUAUAGUGGCGGUGUCAUUGAUUGGAUGAUGUCCUACCUUGCGUUUACGCUCACCACGACACUUUGGUGCACCAUCUUCCUACUGUACCGCAUUAUGAGUGUUGCAGGGUCCAGUCAUGGACCAGGAAUACGCUCCUACCGCGGAGUUCUUGAAGCGCUUGUUGAAUCAGCGACCCUCUACGCCAUUGCACUGAUCAUCGACAUGGUAUUCGUGGCUUGUAACCUGGUGAACGGCUACUAUGUCGACGUUUUGACCGCUGCUAUAAAGGGAAUUGCACCGACGCUUCUGGUCGGACGCGUCGCAGCGGGACAUGCACGACCAGAUGACUCGGCGCAAGAGAGUACUCGCACAGUAUCCUCUCUUAAUUUCGGAGCUCGUUCUCUUUCAACGAUGCAGGAAGCUCAAGUUACGCGGAGUGCUGAACUUGAUGAGAUCGAUAACAUGGUGGAGCGAAACAUUGCUUCCAUGGAAGGAGACCAAGAGGCAGGACCAUUGGAUCUUGUGUGA